CGGACACACCGGCCGGGCACUGUCCCUCAGACACACACCUCAUCAUUUCCUGCUGCAUCAACACACACGCACACACACACACACCGGUCGGCGGAGGAGACGGCAGCCGGUUUGCAGCAGACGGUUUGAACCAUCUUCUGGAGACAGACUGUAAAGUAGCAGGACAAAGCUGAGAUUGAUUUCUCACAGUGUGGAUCCAGACUUCUUCGCCCUGUUGAUCACCUGAAAUCUGGACAAAAGGUUUUUUCACUGCUACACAUCCUAACAUGGACAGGAAUAGGAAGUGGGUGCCGGGCACCGGAGCUGUGCUAUUGAUACUCUUCAGUCACAUGACUUCAGCGUUGGAAGUGCCUCUUGAUCCUAAAGUACUGGAAGGAUUGCCCCAACCCCCCACCAUAACGCUACAGUCCCCAAAGGAUUACAUCUUUGACCCACGGGAGAACAUCGUCAUCAACUGUGAGGCCAAGGGGAAGCCUCAUCCCAGCUUUUCAUGGACACGAAAUGGGACCCACUUUGAUGUUGAGAAAGACUCCAAAGUUCUGAUGAAGCCCGGUUCAGGAACUCUGGUCAUUGACAUCAGUGGGGAAAAGGCUGAGGCUUACGAGGGAACAUACCAAUGUACAGCUCACAACGAGCAUGGCACAGCUGUAUCCAACAACAUUGUCAUUAGGCAGUCCAGGUCCCCCUUGUGGUCGAAAGAGAGAAAUGAGGCCAUCACAGUGCAGAUGGGGAUUUCCCUCGUGCUGCAGUGCCGACCCCCUGCCGGGCUGCCCCCACCCGUCAUAUUUUGGAUGGACAAUAAUUUCCAGAAGCUUCCGCUGGAUUUAAGAGUGUCCCAGGCACUGAACGGAGACUUGUACUUCUCCAAUGUUCUCCCAGAAGACACCAGGAGUGACUAUAUUUGCUAUGCCCGCUUCCCCCAUACACAAACUAUCCAGCAGAAACAGCCCAUCUCAGUCACCGUGCUGGAGAGUAACCCAGUGGGGGAGCGCCAUCCUGGUUUCAUGACACCUCUGGGUACAACCAGCACCAAGAUGGUUCUGAAAGGGGAGACUCUGGAGCUGGAAUGCAUCGCUGAGGGCUUGCCCACUCCAGAGAUGACCUGGCAGAAGGACGGAGGUGAGCUGCCGAGCAGCAGGAUAACCUUCCAUAAUUUCCAAAAAACGCUGAAGAUUUCUGAUGUGAAUGAAGCUGAUGGUGGCGACUACCGCUGUACAGCCAAAAAUAAACUGGGCACUGCAAACCACAUCAUCAAGGUCACUGUCAAAGCGUCCCCUUUCUGGGUCAGUGCUCCCAGGAACCUGAUCCUCGCUCCAAAUGAGACUGGCAUCCUGACUUGUCGAGUCGGUGGAGAACCCAAACCGAAGAUUAGUUGGUUUGUCAAUGGAGUCUCCAUAGAAAAUGCACCUGAGGACCUCAGCCGCAAGGUGGAGGAUGACACUGUUAUACUCAGCAAUGUGCAGCCAGGGUCCAGUGCUGUCUACCAGUGUAACGCAUCCAAUGAAUUUGGCUACCUGAUGGCUAAUGCUUUUGUCAAUGUUCUUGCUGAACCACCAAGGGUACUCACUCCACCCAACAGAGUGUACCAGGUCAUCACCAACAGCCCUGCCUUACUACACUGUGCCUCCUUUGGUUCACCAAUACCAACUAUCACAUGGUUCAAAGACAUUCAGACCAGCAUUAAAAAUGAUGACCCAUAUGUGAUUCAUGAGAAUGGUACUUUGGAGAUCCAUGUGGCCCAGCCACUUAACAGUGGAAAGUACACCUGCAUUGCCACCAACAACUUAGGCAUCAAAGAGAACCAUGUCUACCUGGAGGUUAAAGAACCUACUCGAAUCCUGAAGCAGCCAGAGUACAAGGUGGUGCAGAGAGGCAUGAGCGCUGAGUUUGAGUGUAAAGUCAAACACGACCCAUCCCUCAUUCCAACAAUGAUCUGGCUCAAAGACAAUGGGGAGCUGCCUGAUGAUGAGAGGUUUGAGGUGGACACAGACAGUCUUAUUAUCAAGGAUGUGAUAGAGGAGGAUGAGGGCACUUACACCUGCAUCAUGAACACAACCCUGGACCAGGACUCAGCCAGUGCCAUGCUGACUGUUGUUGAGGCUACUCCUACUCCAGCUAUUGUCUACGAGCAACCUGACCCUCCGACUAAGCUGGAAUUGACUGACCAGACAGAGAGGACUGUUCAGCUCAGCUGGAUCCCUGGAGACGAAAACAACAGUCCCACACAGAAGUUUUUGAUCCAAUAUGAGGAUCUGCUACACCAGCCAGGUGUUUGGAUCAACCUGACAGAGGUUGAUGGUACAAGCACCAAGGCACACCUCAACCUCUCCCCGUAUGUCUACUACACCUUCAGAGUACUGGCUGAGAAUGAGGUGGGCUUCAGCCAGCCUAGCCAGGCAUCACGCCAAUACAGAACCAAUCCUGCAGCUCCUGAUGAAAAUCCAUCAGAUGUUCAGGGAGUAGGAACAGAGGCUGACAACUUGGUCAUUUCGUGGACACCCCUUACAGGAUUUCAGGCCAAUGGGCCUGGUCUGGAGUACAAAGUGCACUGGAGACAGAAGGAUGUGGAUCAGGAGUGGUCCUCAAGGACUGUGGCCAACGUUUCCCAGUGUGUCGUGACAGAAACUCCCACCUACGUGCCCUUUGAGAUCAAGGUUCAAGCUUCAAACGAUUAUGGCAAUGGACCAGAGCCUGGAGUGGUGAUUGGAUACUCUGGAGAAGAUGCUCCUCUGUCUGCUCCUGACAGUGUGCAGGUCAUCAUUCACAACAGCACGGUAGCAGAAGUUCACUGGGAGCCUGUCGUUCCCACCUCAGUCAGAGGCAAACUACAGGGUUACAAGGUUUACUACCGUCGUGAAAGGGGUUUGGAGGAGACAGAAACAGAGGAGACAGAGCAGGAGGAGCAGGUUUUGACGUUCAGUGGGAACCGCACCGAGGGACGUCUGCCAGGCCUCCAGCCGUACAGCCUCUACAACGUCCGCAUCAGAGUCCUUAAUAACAAAGCAGAAGGGCCUCCUAGUGCUGACAAGACAUUUGAGACACCUGAGGGAGUCCCAGGACGUCCUGCUUUUCUGAACGUCAAUCCUAGUUUGGACUCCCUCACUCUGACAUGGGGCGCACCACUGAGCAUCAAUGGACGCCUCUCUGGAUACAUACUAAAAUACCAACCAGUAAACAGCACCAAUGAACUGGGACCGCCCAAGGUCAUGACCUUUUUCGCCAAUGAGACCACCGUUACCCUGAGCAACCUGAACUCCAGCAUGCUGUACAAAUUUUAUUUAAGUGCAAAGACGAACAAAGGCUCUGGUCCCAUCAUCACAGAAGAGGCCUUUACAAUCAUUGAUACAACUCGUACUAAGCCCACUGUAGAGGCGGGCAAAGGCCCCACAGAGCCCCCUCACCCAACCUCCCCCAUCACUCAGUCUCCGCAUCCCCCGUUUCACAAGGCACCUCCUGUAGGGCCCCCAUUUGGAACGGUUAACACAUCUGUAUCGGAGGACGGUGCAGUGAUAAAUUGGGAAUACUUUGGACAUCAUAAGAAUGUAUAUGUGGAAUAUAUUGUAGAAAACAGUAAAGAGGACUGGAAAAAGGAGUUGGUAAAUGGUUCUCACUCACAUAUGAUAAAAGGUUUAAAGCCGGCAACAAUCUAUAGGGUGCGUGUGGUAGCUAGAGACCCAGCUGACCCAACGGUUCACAGCACUGACGAGGUGUUGGUUACAGUGCCAGCUGUACCUAGCCGUCAGGUAGACAUUGCCACCCAGGGCUGGUUUAUUGGCCUGAUGUGUGCCAUAGCUCUCCUCAUCUUGGUCCUCCUCAUAGUAUGCUUCAUCAAGAGGAACAAGGGUGGCAAAUAUCCAGUGAAAGAGAAAGAAGAUGCUCACCAAGACCCAGAGAUCCAGCCAAUGAAGGAGGAUGAUGGGACAUUUGGAGAAUACAGGUCUAUGGAGAGUGACACAGAGGACCACAAGCCACUGAAGGGUAGCCGGACGCCGUCCAAUGGGACGGUGCGCCGUGACGAGAGUGAUGACAGCCUGGUGGACUACGGGGAGGGCGGGGAUGGACAGUUCAAUGAGGAUGGGUCCUUCAUCGGUCAGUACAGCGGCAAGAAGGAGAAAGACACACAUGAAGGAAACGAGAGUUCAGAGGCCCCGUCGCCUGUUAACGCCAUGAACUCAUUUGUCUAACAAAGGGCCUGGCUGCAACGGAUUGCUAUGGCCACUCCUUGUCACCUUUGCAAUUGUGACCAUGGGAGCUCAUCUCUGUGGUGACAGUUGCUAAGGUGACAGUUGUUAUAGACACCUUUCUUUACUAUGGUGGCUGUCACUUAGGUGGCCAUCACCAUGGCUACCUGUCACCAAGACUGCUGACACACCCUCAUCUCCACACCCGCCGCCCUGGACCCCCCCACCCCCACCUUCCAAAAGCCCUUGUCACACUGUGACCUCCUCCUGAUCAACACACAGACACUCAACAUGGCAAAGACGGACACCACAUCCCCCAUGACCACUGAAAGAAGGUGUAAAACAAGGGA
Scomber japonicus (chub mackerel) is the source of this 4531-nucleotide messenger RNA. It is a transcript of the gene nrcama, whose product is annotated as neuronal cell adhesion molecule a. Gene Ontology annotation, biological process: brain development; cell-cell adhesion; axon guidance. Gene Ontology annotation, cellular component: axon; plasma membrane. The coding region runs from base 267 to 4184 and encodes 1305 amino acids. Lineage: Eukaryota; Metazoa; Chordata; Actinopteri; Scombriformes; Scombridae. The transcript has 33 exons. The record is from RefSeq and is a predicted model, not a curated record. Gene Ontology annotation, molecular function: cell-cell adhesion mediator activity.